This is a messenger RNA of Dissoconium aciculare CBS 342.82, 787 nucleotides long. RefSeq lists its product as uncharacterized. The coding region runs from base 184 to 660 and encodes 158 amino acids. The transcript has a single exon. The record is from RefSeq and is a predicted model, not a curated record. Lineage: Eukaryota; Fungi; Ascomycota; Dothideomycetes; Mycosphaerellales; Dissoconiaceae.
AAUGUCCCUUGACGGUGAAAGUCCCAGAAUAUUCAGACCCGGGAAGACUUCACGACCAGUGGGCGAACAUAGAACUUGCACGAUCCAUUGACAGCCCUGGAGGUGACCGAAUGCACCCUGAACAUGUUGAAACAAAGCAAAACGACCUUUGAUCGGGUCAUGUCCGUACGUAAUUAAGUACCCAUGAAUAUCGCCUCGAGCCUGGGACAAGGCAGGCUUAGGGUUGUAUCCAACCCCAACAACGACCAACGCGCCAACCUUGGACGUCUGCGGCUUCUCUUGACCAAACUCUUUUUAGUGUUAGAAGAAUUCGUUAGAAGAUUGUCAUCGACGUUCAUUGCAGCCCUGGAGCGCAGCCUUUCCUCAUCGUCUGGGUCGUCAAAUGUAUCUGGACCGGCAUCAAUACUAACCCUAAGGAAAAUCCGUUCCAAGGUUUCGACCUUGGAAGAGUCCGCACCAGGUCUGCUUUCAUGCCUUAGGUCGUGGACAUGCCGACACAGGACAAGAAUGUUCUCGGAGGUAGUGGAGCGGCAACGGUUGUUUCUUCGCCAGUGUAAAGUAGUGCACGUUUCGGUUUGCCGGGUUCUGGGGACAAGACAGGUACAUACCCAGGUAUGUGCACAAGGAUCUCGGUCUGGCCCGGCGUGGCCCCAUCGCUAAAUGGGUUAUCGUCAAGAAUCGCACAUCAUUUCGGACCUCAUGAUGCGCCAUCGUAUGAUGGUGGCUGAAGACCAGUGGGCUGAUCGCUUUGCGAGGUUCAGUAUGUGCCCAUUCUGUUGAAUAUGUA